CUGAUCAUCACCGCCGGGGAAACAUAUGGUCGGUUUACGGCGUCGUGCAUUCUGGGAAAUGUAGUUGACACGGUAUACGCAUGUGCAAGCGUGGGGAUCGCCGGGAGUUGUAGUCUUUUCCCCAUCACAGCCAACACCAGGUCAUGGACUACAACUCCCAGCGGCCGGUUCGGCGCUGUCAGACGGAGCUCACCAGCUCCAUGGCCGGAGGGUAGGUGGGCGGUGUGGCCUCGCCGUUUCACCCGGUCACUGAGCUGACCACUUCACUCUGCUCGGAUUAUGAGGGAGGAGGUUGAUGAGCGGCACGGGGACUCGUUGCCUGGCCAGCUCACAGAGCUGGCGGCCUCGAGUCCGGUGAGUGUGAGCCGGGAGCUGCCGCCCAGGCUGUGCGGUUACCUCAACAAACUGUCUGGGAAGGGGCCGCUCAAAGGCUUCAAGAGCCGCUGGUUCGUAUUCGAGCCCCUCCACUGCUACCUGUAUUACUUCAAGGGCCCAAGCGACGCCAUCCCGCUCGGUUUCAUCGACGUCGCCGAUGCCUCCUUCACCUACGACCUGGAGGCUGAGGAGGGUCAACUCGAGAUUCACUCAGGAGGGAGGGAUUACACUCUGAAGGCUCCCAGUGCACAAGCAAUGAGAUACUGGCUACAAGAAUUACAGCAGAAGAGGUGGGAAUUCAGUAAUAAUGGUACUGCUGGAUCAAGAGACAAUAGAGUAUCACCCCCACUCCCUUACUCAACUACUGGUCUAGUUGCUAAAGACGUAGAUGCACCCUGUCUUCCACAAGCAGCAAUGGACAUUGAUGAAAAUGCUAGAAACGUACUAGAUGCAGUGGAUGUACCAGGAACACUGGUGGGUGAACGAGCAGCAAGCUAUCCAUCUCCUGUGCACCCCACGACUAUUAAUUUCUCUUUGAAGCACUGGGGAACAGAAAUCAGAAAUUCAAUGUCAAACCUGAAACCAGGAAGAGGAAAUAAUGAAAACCGGAAAAGUAUCUUCUACACUGAGGACUGGGAACUGAUUGAUCCCAGCCUCAAAGAGUUGGAAGAGGCAGCAGCACAUGAAGAAAAGAGAAAAAAUUCCACAGAAGCAAGUAGAGGUUCGGCAUUCUCUUUUGAUUUUGCAAGAGCAACGCGAGUUAAACGGCCACCGUUCUUGAGAGACAUGAUUGGAACAUCAAAGAAUCGGAAUAGCAGUGAGUCAUCACCUGUAGAAUGGAUCGUUACCAAUGGAAAGGCAUCGACAGAGAUUCAGACCAGAAUUCAAGCUCAGCAGGAGGAGCUGAACAAGGUGAAAGAAGAUUUAAUCAGUCAAAAGAGGUUGGCAGGAAUAGCACUUCUGUACCUGGAACAAGAAGAGGCGUUUUGGUGUCUAGUUGCUAUUACAGAGUGUUUUAUGACUCCAGACUAUUAUACAAAGAACCUGAUCGGGUCGCAGGUUGACCAGCGAGUACUGAAAGACUUGCUAAGCGAGAAGCUGCCACGAUUACACGCUCACUUUGAACAGUACAAGGUCGAUUUCUCACUCAUCACCUUUAACUGGUUUCUCGUGGUAUUUGUGGAUAGUGUUGUCAGUGACAUCAUGUUCCGUAUCUGGGAUUCAUUCCUGUAUGAAGGUCCAAAGGUUAUAUUUCGCUAUGCACUUGCAGUCUUCAAAUUCAAGGAGGACGAGUUUCUGAAGCUUCAGGAUAAUAUGUCCAUAUUCAAGUAUUUGAGAUACUUCACCCAUACUAUUCUUGAUGCAAGGAAACUUACUAACAUUGCCUUUGUGGACAUGAAUCCUUUUCCAAUGCGGCUGAUCCAUAGUCGCAGAACUUUCCACUUGGAGAAGGUACGCCAGGAGUUGAGUGAACUUGAAGCAAUCCGCCAAGAUUUUCUCCGGGAACGUGAAACUGCAACCCCCGACCGGAGGGAUGUGAUCAGUGAUGAUGAUGAGGACACCUAAGUGCACUUGCAGUCCCAUUUUAGGACUGAACAGCCUUUCUGGAUCAUGGAACCUGUAAGAAUGGCCUAGAAACACACCUGGAAUUUCCAGACUAUCUACUUAGGAGUUUGAGUCCCAGGGCUAUCUGGCAUACUGAGCUGUUGGAGAACAGUUCCCUGGUUGUCAGCUCAGUCAGGUGGUGGCAGCUUUGAUGAGGAGGGUGCUCCAACAUGGAUCACUGUUCCGUCCUUGUAAGGCUGUCCACCUUUUGACUGCUAAGUAAACCUGUAUCAGUCAUCUGCUUUCAAUUGAAUGUUGUAGAGAGGGGAAUGGCUCUCUUUGGCAAUUAUUUUAUAUAAGAAAAACAGUUUCUUUUUGAGUUGCUUUUCAUCCUCAAAGUAAACUUUGUCUUCCAUCAUGAAAGAAAUAUGCUGAGCAUGUUUCCCUGUAAGUGCACAUAAUGGAAGAUUGUGUCAAACUAACCUUCGGACUGACGAUGGAAAUGUGCCAGGUACCAGCACUUAGAACACUCGGCUUACUUUUUGCUCUUAGUAAUGACAAAAAACUAUCCCUUCUGGUUAGCCAGUCAUGGGACCAAUUACAAUACAAUAACAGUAUUAUUUGAAGAUCCUGUCUUGUGUAAUUUCUGAUUGUCUGCAUUGGCUUUGAUCCUUACUUGUUUUUCAUAUCAGUAUUUUGGGAAGCGGGCUUCCUUAACAACCAAAAAUUAUUUUGUAUUAAAUAAGGAGGAGGUAAAGACUUGCCUUGAAAUAAUUUUUACAUUUGAUUUUCCUUCCAAAUAGUAGGGGAAAGGGAAAAUAUGCUCCUUGAUGUAAUUUAGCCUUGCUCAGACUAUCAAUUCACUAAAAUCUUGGUGUUGAUAAAUCUUGAAUUAAGCUUUGCCUCCAUUGAGUAUUCAGCUGAAGUAUGAUUCCAUGUUUACACUCAGAUGAUCUUCAUUGAUCAUUUAGAACAUCAAUCAGCCCAUUUGGUUUCAUUAUGGAUUGCAAAUUUUCCUGUCUUAUCACCUCUGCCUGCUUUUUGCAAAAUUUCAUUUGUAAAUUCUGUAAUCCACAUUAUCUGUCACAAUCUCUUGAAGAUUGUCUCCUCAGUUUACAAUACUGACUGCACAGUGGAAUUUGAAAUGUUUUCACAUUGGUUCAUUUGUGAGACUUAAAUUUUGUUUCUGUUUGUAUUGCAAUCGUGAAUUGCCACUGGAAAUUUAGACUGUGUAACUAUCACUAUAACAUGACACUUCAGUUUGGUAAAACAACAAAACCCUGAAUAUCUUACCUGUAAACUGUGAAUAGGUGGAAGCUCUCACCUUAACUCUCCUUCCACUGCAACAGCAAGGAAGGACAAAAUAUGGCAUAUUUUUAGAUCCACACCAAGUUGAGUAUUAUUUUAGUGAAAUGGGACCAUAUUUCAAAACACAAUACUUGUUUCAUGACUUUGAGUUGAGGUUGAUGUGUACCAGACCAGGAUUAUUUUACACUUUUGAUGUCUCAUGCAAGUUUCGUCUCUGAGGUUAACCCUAAUUUGACUGCAGGAUGUUAGAAGAGCGUAUAAGUACUUUUUGCUGGCUGUGGUCCUCUAUAGUAAAUGGUUAUACAGUCUUUUGACUAGAAAUUUUGCUACUUAUAUUUUCUUGAGAGAAAUGUCGGAGCUGAUUAAAAGCCUGAAUGUCUGUAAUCAUAUUGCUCUAUCUCCAGUCCACAAUCUUUGUGGGGUGAGUCCUAGCACCUGAAGAAAGCAGGAAAAUAUUUUGUUUAUGCUGAACAUUGACUUUUUUGAUGUUGAAGUUUUGGGGUUCUGAACAUUAAAGUGAUUUUUCCACAAUGAA
Molecule: messenger RNA, 3763 nt
Organism: Rhincodon typus (whale shark)
Lineage: Eukaryota; Metazoa; Chordata; Chondrichthyes; Orectolobiformes; Rhincodontidae
Product: TBC1 domain family, member 2B
Exons: 9
Coding region: 280-1941 (553 amino acids)
Source: RefSeq, a predicted model, not a curated record